AUGGACCUCAGAGUCUAUCUUAAAAUGGUGGACAGCUUCCACAGUUCCCCCAACUACCACCAGAUGUCAGCACCCUUCCAAACCUUUGUCUUCCUGGACUUGGAAGCAACAGGGCUCAGAGAUGACCGUCCGCGAGUGACAGAACUGUGCCUGGCUGCCGUCCAUCGCUUCUCCCUGGAGCACCCCCCCAGAGGGGGCAGAGUCGGGCCGCAGCUCCCCCGAGUCAUGGACAAGCUCUGCCUCUGUGCCGACCCACACAAACUGGUCUGUCAACGCACGCUGGAGCUGAGCGGCUUGAGCAACGAGAACCUGACCGAAAACUGCAAGCCCGGCUUCGACAAGGUGGCAGUGUCCCUCCUCAACGGCUUCCUGCAGAGACAGGCCCCUCCGGCAACAGCUUCCGCUACGACUUUCCUCUCCUGCGGACGGAGCUGCUGCAACCACAGGGGUUACAGCUUAGCCACGCUGUACAGGCGUUUCUAUCAGAGCUACCCCCCUGUGUCUCACUGCGCUGAAGCAGACGUGAGCACCCUCAUCGUCGUGUUUCUCAGCCAGGCCAGGGAUCUGCUCGUCUGGGCUGAUCUCAACGCCUGCCCCUGGGAAAGUACCCCCCCUAUGUACAACCCCAGCCCCCGAAAACCACUGAGGACGCCCCAAGAAACUCAGAAUGGAGGUACACCCAAAAGACAGAUGAAGGUGGCGAGAUCGAGCCAGGCUUUAGGGUUGGGCUAG
Acipenser ruthenus (sterlet) is the source of this 732-nucleotide messenger RNA. RefSeq names its product three prime repair exonuclease 2-like. Gene Ontology annotation, biological process: DNA catabolic process. The coding region runs from base 1 to 732 and encodes 243 amino acids. The transcript is spliced from 3 exons. Gene Ontology annotation, molecular function: nucleic acid binding; 3'-5'-DNA exonuclease activity. Lineage: Eukaryota; Metazoa; Chordata; Actinopteri; Acipenseriformes; Acipenseridae. The record is from RefSeq and is a predicted model, not a curated record. Gene Ontology annotation, cellular component: cytoplasm.